AUGUUUCUGGUAUUUCAGGAAUCAGUGACAUUCAAGGAUGUGGCUGUGGAAUUCACUAGAGAGGAAUGGGUACAAUUGAACCCAUCUCAAAAAAAGUUGUACAGGCAUGUGAUGCUGGAGAACUAUAGGAACUUGGUGUCUUUGGAGAGCAGAGAAUUUACUGGAGAUAAACCUCCUGAAUGUAAUGAAUGUGGGAAGGCCUUGUGGAGCAAGGAGCAUCGAAUGCAUCUUGCUUUCCUGCCUACCGCACCACUGUUGGCAUUCGUUGGAUCCCUGACUGGUACUGCAGCCACCUUUGGCAUCCUGUACCUAUCUGUGGGGAACCUCUUGGAAGAACUAGCCAUGGGCCUGGCAUGUACAGUGAAGCUUGUCACUAGCCUCCAAACACAGGUCGACUCACUUGCUCUCAUGGUUAGAGACUGGCUCAGUACAAUCCUGUUAACACUUUGCGAAAACACAGCCCAGACCACAGCAAAGCCUUCCGUCCUCCCGGGGUCCCUGCUGGCGGGCCGGCACCCUCUCGACCUCUCCUCCUGCCCUGGGUCCACUCGCGUCCUGCCCCUCAGGCCUGGAAACUCCCGGGAGCUGAGCGAGCGCUCUGUGCCUCCACCCCCCAACUCUUGGUUUCCUUCGUCGGAGCCGCCGCUUCCCUUCGUGGUUGCGUCACUUCCUUCGGCAAGAUGGCGGCGCACACGAAGCAUUUCCUUAGAGCUGCAGCCUACCUCGCACGAGGUAAGGGAAGCAGCGGAGAGGGCAAGGUUCCAAGUCAACCAGGAACGGGAGGGGCGGGGCAGGCAGGGAGACCGGACCGUAUUCCAGGGCGAGGGAGGGGCCGAGCUCCAGGCAUGCGCAGAAGGCGCCUCAGCCUCCAGACUACCGUUCCCAGGAAGCCUUGCGCGCCUCGGGGGGCAUUUUCCAAGCCUAAGGGAGGGAAAGUUGGGCUUCCGUCUUCCAAUGUCACUUACUUCUUGUUUCUUCUCCGCCUCUUCCAAGCUUGUUGGGGGAGGCUUCCCUUCCGUGGUCCUGAGCUCAAGUGUGACGGGCUCUGCCUUCUGUGGCCUCUGCCCUGCCCCUGUAGGUGGGAACCUUGAGGAAGAGGGAAUGGCUCCUAUGCUGACAGCCAGGCCUGGACAGGAAUCGGUGACAUUCAAGGAUGUGGCAGUGGAAUUCACCCAGGAGGAAUGGAUACAAUUGAACCGAUCUCAGAAAAAGUUGUACAGGGAUGUGAUGCUGGAGAACUAUGGGAACUUGGUCUCUCUGGGAUUUGCAGUUGACAAACCAGAUGUGAUCUACCAGUUGGAAAGAAAUGAAGCAUCUUGGACGCCAGAGGCAAAUACUCCAAGAAACAGCUGUCCAGAGAGCAGAGAAUUUAUUGGAGAUAAACCUCUUGAAUGUAGUGAAUGUGGGAAGGCCUUCAGGAACAAGAAGUAUCUUUCUGUGCAUCAGAAAAUUCAUACUGGAGAGAAACCUCAUGAAUGUAGUGAAUGUGGGAAGGCCUUCAGGUAUAAGUCAAAACUUAUAUUGCGUCAGAGUAUUCAUACUGAAGAGAAACCUUAUGAAUGUAGUAAAUGUGGAAAGACCUUCAGGUGGAAGUCGUAUCUGAACCUGCAUUACAGAAUUCAUACUGGAGAGAUGCUUUAUGAAUGUAAGGAGUGUGGGAAGGCUUUUCUCUCCAACUCUGAACUUGUUAAGCAUCAAAGAAUUCAUACAGGAGAGAAACCUUACAAAUGUAGUGAAUGUGGAAAGACCUUCAGGAGUAAGAGACGUCAUACUGAGCAUCACAGAAUUCAUACUGGAGAGAUGCUUUAUAAAUGUAAGGAGUGUGGGAAGGCUUUUCUCUCCAACUCUGAACUUGUUAAGCAUCAAAGAAUUCAUACAGGAGAGAAACCUUAUGAAUGUAGUGAAUGUGGGAAGAUCUUCAGGAGUAAAUCAGAGCUUACUUUGCAUCGGAGAAUUCAUACUGGAGAGAAACCUUAUGAAUGUAGUGAAUGUGGGAAGACCUUCAGGAAUAAUUCAGAGCUUACUGUGCAUCAGAGAAUUCAUACAGGAGAGAAACCUUACGAAUGUAGUGAAUGUGGAAAGGCCUUCAAGAGUAAGAGGCGUCAUACUUUACAUCAGAGAAUUCAUACUGGAGAGAUGCUUUGCAAAUGUAAGGAAUAUGGGAAGACUUUCCCCUCUAACUCAGAACUUGGUAAGCAUCAUAAAAUUCAUACAGGAGAGAAACCUUAUGAAUGUAGUGAAUGUGGAAAGGCCUUCAGGAUUAAGUCAGAGCUUACUAUGCAUCAGAGAAUUCAUACUGGGGAGAAACCCUAUCAAUGUAGUGAAUGUGAGAAGGCCUUCAGGAUUAAGUCACAACUUACAGUGCAUGAGAAAAUUCAUGCUGGGGAGAUGAUUUAUAAAUGUAAGGAGUGUGGGAAGGCUUUUCUCACCAACUCAGAACUUGUUAAGCAUCAAAGAAUUCAUACGGGAGAGAAACCUUAUGAAUGUAGUGAAUGUGGUAAGGCCUUCUUUAGAAAGCCAGAGCUUAGUGUGCAUAAGAGAAUUCAUACUGGAGAGAAACCUUAUGAAUGUAGGGAAUGUGGAAAGACCUUCAGGAGUAAGAGACGUCAUACUGAGCAUCAGAGAAUUCACACGGGAGAGAGACUUUAUGAGUGUAAGGAAUGUGGGAAGGCUUUUCUCUGCAACUCAGAACUUGUUAAGCAUCAAAGAAUUCAUACUGGAGAGAAACCUUAUGAAUGUAGUGAAUGUGGAAAGGCCUUUAGGUGUAAAACACAACUUACAGUGCACCAGAGAGUUCAUACUGGAGAGAAACCUUAUGAAUGUAGGGAAUGUGGGAAGACCUUGAGGAGUAAGAGACGUCAUACUUUGCGUCAGAGAAUUCACACUGGAGAGAUACUUUAUGAAUGUAAGGAGUGUGGGAAGGCUUUUCUCUCCAACUCAGAACUUGUUAAGCAUCAAAGAAUUCAUACGGGAGAGAAACCUUACGAAUGUAGUGAAUGUGGAAAGGCCUUUAGGAGUAAGGCACAACUUACAGUGCACCAGAGAGUUCACACUGGAGAGAAACCUUAUGAAUGUAGUGAAUGUGGGAAGACCUUCAGGACUAACUCACAACUUACAGUGCAUCAGAAAAUUCAUACUGAUGAGAAACCUUAUGAAUGUAGUGAAUGUGGAAAGACCUUCAGGAGGAAGCUACAUCAUACUUUACAUCAGAGAAUUCAUACUGGUGACAUUCUUUAUGAAUGUAAGGAAUGUGGGAAGGCUUUCCCCUAUAACUCACAUCUUACUCAACAUCAAAAAAUUCAUACUGGAGAGAAACCUUAUGAAUGUAGUGAAUGCGGGAAGGCCUUCAAGAGUAACUCACAUCAUAGAGUACAUCAGAGAAUUCAUACUGGAGAGAAACCUUAUAAAUGUAGCAAAUGUGGAAAGGCCUUCACGAGAAAGGCACAUCUUACUGUGCAUCAGAAAAUUCAUGCUGGAGACAUUGUUUUUGAAUGUAAGGAGUGUGGGAAGGCUUUCCUGUGCAACUCGGAACUUACUCUACAUCAAAGAAUUCAUACUGAAGAGAAAUCUUAUAAAUACAAAAAGGCCUUCAGGAGGAAGGCACAACUUACUGAGCGUCAAAAAACUCGUAUUAGAGAGAGACAAUAUGAAUGCAGUAAAUGUGGAAAGGCCUUCAGGAAGAAGGAGUAUCUUACUGUACAUCAGAAAAUUCAUACUGGAGACUUUCUUUAUAAAUGCAAGGAGUGUGGGAAGACUUUCCCCUACAACUCAGAUCUUACUCAACAUAAAAGAAUUCAUACUGAAGAGAAACCUUAUGAAUGUGAUGAAUGUGGGAAGACCUUUACCUUACAGACCUUUACUCAACACCAAAGAAUUCAUUCAGGAAAAAAGCCUUAGGAAUGGAAUGCAUGUAGGAAGGCCUUUGAAUGGAGGUCACUACUUAAUGUCCAUCAGAGAAUUCAUCCUGGUGAGAUUCCUCAUGAAUGUAAGGAGUAUGGGAAGGCCUUCCAUUGCAACUCAGAUCUUAUUAAACAUCCAGAAUUCAUGCUGGAGAAAAAAAAAACCUCGUGUGUGUAGUGAAUAUGAGAAGACCUUAAGGAAGAAGCCACAUCUUAAUGUGCAUCAGAGAAUUCAUACUGGAGAAAUUGUUUAAGAAUGUGAGUAAUGUGGGAAGACCUUCCAUCACCAGUCAGAUCUUUCUCAACUUCAAAUAAUUCAUACCUUAUGAAUGUAAUGUACAAGGGAAGGCCUUCCACCUGAGUGUUGUUUUUACUCAACAACCGACAUUCAUACUGGAGAGAGACUUUAUGAAUGCAAUGAAUGUGGGAAGAUCUUUAGCCUGAAGACACAACUUGCUCAACAUCAAAGAACUAAUUCUGUGGAGAAGCCUUUUGAGUUUUUCUGAAGGGGAUGCCUUUAGACUAAGGACACUGUAUCUAUCAGUGAAUUCAUACUAGAGUGAUCCUUCAUGAAUGUAAGGGGUGUGGAACUGACUAGUUGACUAGACUGUGAUUCUGAAUCCCUGGAUGCAGCUCAGAGAACCCUUAUUUUAACCCCAUGGGAGAAGAUAUCCCUCCCCUCUGCAGAGGCCUCAAAGGAGAAAGGCUGCCUAUGUGUCUCUUUUGUUCUGGACCUGUGAUUUCAUCCUUAUGGGGAAGUCAUUGUGUGGAUUAUCUACCCCCAUCAAGAUGGACAACAGCUCUAUAAACCAGGGCUGUCCAACCUUAGGUUUUUAUUGAAACAAUAGACAAUAUAUUUUAAUUUGCCAUUUUAGUGAGACCUCUGAGGUAGCUUGCCUUUGGUUACUAAAGCAUUUAUAUAAAUUUUUAUGCUUGUAGGCAGACCACAUAAAUAGUACCGCGGGCUGCGUUUUGGACAGCCCUACUGUAAACAAUUGUCCUAGGCAAACCAUGAUUCUAGAGGACUGAAGAUAAUCAUACCGCCCAUCUCUUUCUGGAAAGGUGAUAGAUUUAAAAUACAGAUUGAAACUUAAAUUUUGGGGUAUGACCAAUGUGGGGAUUUAUUUUGCAGGACUAUACAUGUCUGUAUGUAUGUGUUGAUGAUCAUUUUUAUAUAAAUCUAGUAAUUUCAAUAAGAGGAAGAGCCUGAAUUGUUUGACCAGAGGGAGAGCCCAAACUGAUUAACUAGGCUUAAGCUGAUUAACCAGAAGAAGAAUUUGAACCUAGCAACCUCUUUGUUCUCAAAGUAAACUCAGAGAAUACCUUUUCCUGUGUCAGCAAGGCCAGAUCAGCUGACCUAAGAGCAUUCUUUCCUCUGCCUAUUAACCAUUAAAGGAUGAGACCCUUAUCCCAAGAAACUCUCUUGCUUAAUAUUUUAUGGGCGUAGACUAUGUUAUGGAAUGUUAAUGGUAAAUUAAACACAGAAAUGCUAGGUUAUAGUUUCAUCUGACCCUUGUCAACUCUCUU
Molecule: messenger RNA, 5426 nt
Organism: Trichosurus vulpecula (common brushtail)
Lineage: Eukaryota; Metazoa; Chordata; Mammalia; Diprotodontia; Phalangeridae
Product: zinc finger protein 420-like
Exons: 9
Coding region: 1-3897 (1298 amino acids)
Biological process (GO): regulation of DNA-templated transcription
Molecular function (GO): RNA polymerase II cis-regulatory region sequence-specific DNA binding; DNA-binding transcription factor activity, RNA polymerase II-specific
Source: RefSeq, a predicted model, not a curated record